Durio zibethinus is the source of this 2969-nucleotide messenger RNA. RefSeq names its product protein NPGR1-like. The record is from RefSeq and is a predicted model, not a curated record. Gene Ontology annotation, molecular function: protein binding. Lineage: Eukaryota; Viridiplantae; Streptophyta; Magnoliopsida; Malvales; Malvaceae.
CUUGCCCCCGUACUUCCACUUCACACAUGCAAAAGAAAAAACUAUUUUAUAUUAAUUAAAUUAAGCAAAACAACAAAUGCCCAUGUCUCAAUCAGAUCUCUAAAACCAUUUCAUUGUUUAUUUUUCAAGUAUUUGGUUUCAGUUGUCACCAACUAUUUUUUCGUUUUUGAAGAGAAAGUGGUGAAACGAAAUGAAACAAACCCGGAAAACAGAGAAACAGGAAUUUUUUUCUGAGAAGUAGCUUUCAUGGUGUGAACGACUUCUGCCAGGGUCACGGUUUUUUUUUCCUGGGUUUUCGGCUAUUGUUUCUUUGGAGAAGAUGUUGUGUGCUUGCUCAGGUGAACAAUUCAAGUUUGAAGAUGCUCCGCAGUCGCCGGAUUCAUUGGCAACCAGAGAUUUCUCAGCCAGUGGACUCUCAUCUCGGACCGGAGACUGGGAACCAAAAGUUGAGGAUGCUCAAGUGGAAGAAGUUGAAUCCACUCUCAAAGAAGCUCUCUCCUUAAACUAUGAGGAAGCAAGGGCAUUGUUGGGGAGGCUAGAGUAUCAAAGAGGGAACUUUGAUGCUGCGCUUCAGGUUUUUCAGGGUAUUGACAUUAAAGGUUUGACGCCAAGGAUGACUAGGGCUAUUGUUGAGAGAACCCGGCAACGAAAACCACGAUCCAAAGGUGACAUUAUCCCUCCUAGUGUGAUGUCGUUGCAUUCAGUGAGCUUACUUCUGGAAGCAAUUCUAUUGAAAGCAAAAUCGUUGGAGGAACUUGGGCAUUUCAGAGAGGCUGCAAAGGAGUGCAUAAUAAUUUUGGAUGUAGUUGAGUCAGCAUUACCUAGUGGAAUGCAUGAGGGAAUUGCCGAAGGUUGCAAGUUACAGGAGAUGUUUCACAAAGCAAUAGAGUUGCUCCCUAAUCUGUGGACAAAGGCAGGCUUUCUCAGUGAAGCUAUAACUGCAUAUCGCCGGGCUUUAGUCAAGCCAUGGAAUUUGGAUCCCCUGAGGUUAGCAAGUGUACAGAAAGACUUAGCUGCUACAUUACUUUAUGGUGGUGUUGAAACAAGCCUCCCUUCUAACUUACAGGUUUGGGGCUCAACUACCCCUAAUGGUAAUAUAGAGGAAGCAAUUCUUCUCCUCCUAGUACUUAUGCAAAAAGUAGCCUAUGGAGAAAUAAAGUGGGAUGCAGAUAUUAUGGAUUAUCUGACUUUUGCUCUCUCAGUUAGUGGGCAGUUUGAAUUAUUAGCUGGUCAUGUGGAGCUGGCCCUUCCGGGUAUAUAUGAAAGAGCUGAGAGGUGGUACCUUCUUGCUCUUUGUUAUGCUGCUGCUGAUCAGAAUGAUGUAGCAUUGAACUUACUGAAGAAGGUCUCUGGCCAGUCAGAAGCAAAGCACAAACCUCAUAUCCCUGCUUUACUGUUUGGUGCAAAGUUAUCUUCUCAAGAUCCAAAGCAUGCUCAAUAUGGAAUAACUUUCGCUCGUAAUGUGAUUGAUUUGGCAGAUCAAGUGAAUGAACAUUUCAAGGGUCAAGCCCAUAAGUUCCUUGGUGUUUGCUAUGGGAAUGCUGCUAGAAUUUCCAUAUCAGAUUCUGAAAGAGCUCUCUUUCAGAAAGAAUCUUUGACCUCUCUUAAUUCUGCUGCUCUCAACAUGAAGGAAGAUCCUGAAGUGAUGUUUAACCUCAGUUUGGAAAAUGCAGUUCAGAGGAAUUUGGAUUUGGCCUUUGACAAUGCAAUGUCAUACUCUAACAUGGUGACUGAAAGCUCAAAAAGAGGUUGGAGGCUAUUAGCACUAAUACUUUCUGCAGACCAGCGGCUCAAAGAUGCUGAAACCAUACUUGAGUUGGCUUUGGAUGAAGCUGGUACGUUGGAUCAUUUAGAACUUCUUAGAUUAAAAGCUGUGCUUCAGAUUGCUCAGGAACGGCCCAAGCAAGCAAUUGAAACCUACCGAAUUUUGCUAUCUCUGAUUCAAGCCCAAAGAGAACCGCAGUCUAAUAACUCUGAGAAUGCAAAGAGUUCUGAUUCAGAGAAUAUAGCGGAAAGAAAUAUGGAAAUGGCCGCCUGGCAGGAUCUAGCAAGUAUUUAUACAAAACUUGGUUCGUGGCUUGAUGCAGAAAUUUGUUUAAACAAAGCCAAGUCAGUUGAAUUUUAUUCACCCAAAAGUUGGCAUACAACAGGAUUGUUAUUUGAAGCCCAAUCACUUUAUAAGGAGGCCCUGGUAUCCUUCUCGGUGUCACUGUCAAUAGAACCAGAUUAUGUGCCCAGUAUUGUUUCAACUGCGGCAGUGCUUAUACAACUUGGCGGUCAAUCACUCCCAAUUGCAAGAAGCUUUCUAAUGAAUGCUCUUCGGUUAGAUCCUACAAAUCAUGAUGCAUGGAUGAACCUUGGAUUGAUUGCAAAAAUGGAAGGCUUAUCACAACAAGCAGCAGACUAUUUUCAAGCAGCUUAUGAGUUGAAGAUGUCAGCUCCUGUUGAAGCUUUUACAUGAUGGUGGAAUUUGAUUAUUUAGCUGGUAGGCAAUAUCAAAGAAUAAGGUUUAUCUUAUCCAUCAUCUAUGAUAGUCAAUUUUACUGAUUCUACUCACCGUUAUUUAGCAACGAUGUCCUAUUCAAAUGUACAGCAAGCUCCCUGUUCGUACCUUCGAUUUUUCUGUUAAUAUCAAAUUUUGAUUGUUUUUCUACAUGAAAGAAAAUAUCAAGUUUUCAAAGUGCAAAAUAAGAAAGAAAGAAAACCCACAGAUUUAAGAAAAUGCUGCAAGAAAUAUUUACCAAUUUUGUUCCCAAGCAGUUUUGGCUGAAUAAGACUGAGAAAAACCUCAACCCAUAUUCCACUGCAACAAAAUCACCAACCAACAAAAGGGUCAAAUAUGUAAAUUGGUACUCUCCAAAAAGCAUGGAAAUGAUCCCCGAAGGAAAUUACCAGAGCGCGCCAGGGCCAAGAGCAGCAUGGCACGAGAUUGGAGGGCAAAGGCAUCAUUAGAGGAAAGAUCAUGCCUC